AUGCCACCUUUCUAUCCUUACUUUCCGAGCAGCACAACCCCGCGGGCUCCUGUUGCGACGAGUCAAUUCAUUUUCCCCUACCCACAACAUCAAAACACCACGAACGAGGCACACAAUGGUACAAACCACCAGAAUAGCGGCACUUGUGCUUCUUGUGCACACUGUCAUGAGAGCGGCGUGCCGUGCUCCGUUUGCGAUUGUGGGCACCACCACGAUGGCGACCUGCCGUGCGCCCUUUGUGGACAUAACCACCACACUGGUCUUCCUUGCCCACAAUGUGGUUGUGAAUAUCACAACGAUGACGGUCUACCCUGCCCGCCUAACGGCAGGAAUCCCAUGCUCAAUCUAACCGGACCCGCAUCUUCAGACUGCGAAGGCUGCGAGCCUCCCAUCCUGCCGGAUAUCCCUCCACCACUGGCCAGCGCGAACACGUUCCACUCAACUCACGGGCCAUGCCAGGAUUUGACCGUCGUCAAUGCGAACGGUCGCCUUCAGCUUCGCAACGGCACGGUCACGGGGCUUCUUGGGCUAAGCCAGGCACAGGCCUCUUCGCCCGACGGCGGCCCGGGGUACCAUUCGAAGCAGACUGGUCAGGUUCUGAUGGUAGUUAUGUUCAUUGCUGGAGCUGCAGUGGCUCUGGGUGCCUUGUACUGUGUCGGAAGGGCGUACUGGAGGUAUAAGAUGCGCAAGGCAGAGAAGCAGCGUGUGAUUAGCGCCUAG
This is a messenger RNA of Paraphaeosphaeria sporulosa, 720 nucleotides long. RefSeq lists its product as uncharacterized. The record is from RefSeq and is a predicted model, not a curated record. The coding region runs from base 1 to 720 and encodes 239 amino acids. Lineage: Eukaryota; Fungi; Ascomycota; Dothideomycetes; Pleosporales; Didymosphaeriaceae. The transcript has a single exon.